This is a messenger RNA of Xenopus tropicalis (tropical clawed frog), 2329 nucleotides long. The record is from RefSeq. NCBI's taxonomy places the organism in Eukaryota, Metazoa, Chordata, Amphibia, Anura, Pipidae.
CACAUACCUAUCUACCUACCCACCCACCCACCUACCCACCCACCCACCUACCUACCAAGUAUCCACCCCCUUACCCACCCCUCACAUAUUCCUUAUAUAUAUAUAUGUGGGUAGGUGCUGCCAUAGGGCUCAGUGUGAGGGGGCGGAGCUUAUCUCCUGUCUGUCUGCCAAUCAGGUCUGUUAGUUGCCAUUGGCUCCUCGGUGGAUAAGAUCAUUGGCCAUUUUAACGCCAGCAGGAACCGCGUGCAGAAGGUAAGUAUAAUGGGUGGGAGGGGGCGGGGCCUGAGGGUGGGCGCUGAGCCGCCAUCUUGUUUCCAUGCACAGGCGCAGUUGGGGGACAGUCGGCUGAGCCCGGAGCUGGGGUACCUACUGCUGGGGGGCCUGUGCCCGUCGCUCUACUCCCUGCUGGGGGACGGCCUGAAGCCUUUCCAGAAGGAUGUGAUUGUGGGUCGGCGCCGGCUCAGCCCCUGGAGUCUGGUCGAGGGGUCCGUUAGGGCAGGCGCCGGGCCCCUGCACAGCCUUCUGGGUAACGUCAGCCGCCUGUCAGAGCUCAGGGACCCCCAGCGGAGGUUCAACGCAUUCAUCUUUGGCCUGCUCAACACCAAACAACUGGACCUCUGGAUCUCACUCCUGCACGAGUCGUACGGUAGGGCCCGGUCGUCCCUGUUUGCCCCCUGGGGCUUCCUGCCGCUGGCUGCAACGACCCACCCGUUGUUAGACGAGUUGCUCCUGCCAUGACUGGCACUGCAGCCCCUUUCUGCCCUCCAGACCUUCUAUGUGGUGUUUGAGGCACACCACUACCUGCAUGGGGCACCAACCCCCAGCGCCCAUUAUGGCACGCGAGGGCCUAGCUGCACCGCCUCGGGGGGCUCUCUGCGGGAUAUUCUCAGCUUGGGGGGCUGGCUCCACAACUGACUGGCACCCAGUGACAGAAGGACGCCUGUCCACCUCCCCGCCCAAACCUGUGCCAGGCUCCUCGCCGACUUCACCCCAAGGGGCAGCUGGUGGGGGCACCUGAGCAAGGCCUCUCGUAGCUACCUCCCCCCCACAAGGGAAACUGCCUCCCACUGGAACAAACUGGCAAACUGGGGGGGGCGGGGGGAAGAGGCGGAAGGAUCCAGCUCCUGGGGGCAGAAAGCACCUGAUAUAAUUGCCCCGGUGCCAAAUGCCCCCCCUACAGGGCAGAUGGAAGCCCCCACACCCUCAGGGGAAGGAUGGGGUUCUGGGGGGGCAGCGGAACAGCAGAAUGAGCCCCAUAUUGUACCCAACACAGAAGACUGGAGCAACUGGCUGGGGCAUUUGUUUGGGGCAAAACCUUCUCCCACCCAAGGAAAGAAAAAGUCACGACUGCCCUCCGAUUGGCUGACUCCCCCGGUGAGGGUUCUGGAUCUGAUUGGACUCCCCUCCCCGUCAGAGAAAGCCCAGAGGGUGGGGCCGGUGCCAGAGGAGAGGAAAGAGGAGAGCAGGCCUGAGAGGUCGGUGCGGGCAAUGUGUGAUCACCGCGGGUCGGACCGGGCGCAGCUGAGUUUCCGGAAGGGGGAGGUUCUGGAGCUGGUGGGCACGGUGGACGAGGACUGGAUCCGGUGCCGGCGCGGGAAUGAGAGCGGGUUGGUGCCCGUGUGUUACACCUCCCUCAUUCUGUGACCCCCUCAUUGGCAGGGACCAUGCAGGAGGGGUAUUGGGGCAAUAGGGUUACAUAGGGGCUCCCACAGUACCCCGGGGGGGGUGCCAACUGAUGCCCCCCCGCAUGCGCCAGGUGUUGGCAGUGACGCGCUGCUUGCAAACAGAAUAUCGCAUGGAAUGAUGCCAGUCCGCAUUCAGGGACCCCCCCCCCCCAGUGUAUUUACUGCACCCCCCGGGGGGGCUGCCCGGGAUUCCCUUAAUGGGCAGGAAGGGCAAACACUGUAAUUGAGCUUUGUCCAUUGUGUCCCCCAGCGGGCGCCUGGGGUAUUGGGCAGGAGGGGGGGGGGGCAACGAGGGCCAGGGGGGCAGUGAGCCCAGGUUGGCCCCCUAUAGACUGGUACUGACCCUGCUCCCAAAUCUUGUUCUUUUGCCCCAUUUCUGCCCUUUUCCGGUUUCUUCCUUUGCAGUGGGGCAGCACCCACCUCUAGGGGCAGUAUUGGGCCCCAAAGCUUACUGGGAGCUGCCCCGGCCUAAUGCCCCACUAUAUAUGGCACUGUAUGUAUAGCAUUGUGAAUGUAUAGUUAGAUUGUAAGCUCUUGGGCAGAUAUUAUUAUUCUAUGUCCUGUGCACAGUACUGGGGGUAACAAUAUAUCUAUAUACCCCUACGGCCUGUGGGGCAAUAAUAAACCUUCCCCAAAUCAGCCAA